AUGGCCGACGAGCAGCCCCGUGGCAUCGACCACACUGAUUCCAUCGAUUCGAAUGAUGGCCCGAAGCAGCCGGACAAGAAGAAGAGCCGUCGCCCUGCGAAUACUGCCUUUCGACAACAGCGUCUAAAGGCCUGGCAGCCCAUCCUCACACCCAAGACUGUCCUGCCUCUCUUCUUCGCCAUCGGCAUUAUAUUCGCUCCCAUCGGCGGUGCUCUUCUAUACGCGAGCGCUCAGGUCCAAGAAAUCCGACUCGACUACACCGAUUGCAUUGAAAAAGCCCCCAACCUCACGAACGGCGGCGGCGGUUUCAGGGGUAUGCCAAGCAGUGCUGUCAGCACCGCUUUCAAGAGUUCGAACACUUCAGUGAAUGCGCAAUGGGCCAAGCAGACCAACGUCAACGUCACGCUCGAAAACGGUGUCAACGUCACGAACCCUCGAUGCCAUCUCAAGUUCACCAUUCCAGAGGAAAUGGGCCCGCCUGUUCUCUUCUACUACCACCUUACCAACUUCUACCAGAACCAUCGUCGAUAUGUCCUCUCCUUCGAUACCGACCAGCUCAAGGGCCACAAGCGCUCUUACAGCGACAUUCAUAACUCGGACUGCACUCCUCUGUAUGGUGAGGGCAACAAGCCUUACUAUCCCUGCGGACUUAUUGCCAACUCCAUGUUCAACGAUACCUUCUCCAGCCCUGUGCUCUCGAAUCCUCCCAAGGCUAGUAGCAAUGAUACGUGGGUGUACCUUAUGCAAAACAACACGGGGAUCUCGUGGGAUAGCGACAAGGACCUCUACGGCAAAACCUCGUACAACUACACUGACAUCAUCCCCCCUCCCAACUGGCACGAUCGCUACCCCAACGGAUACACUGAGGACACGCCUCCUCCUAACCUCAAGGAAUGGGAGGCUUUCCAGGUCUGGAUGCGGACUGCUGGUCUUCCUACUUUCAGCAAACUGUACCAGCGCAACAACACUCAGGCUAUGUGGUCUGGGACCUAUGAUCUGGUGAUUGACUACCGCUUCCCUACUAUCAAGUACAAGGGCACCAAGUCCAUCAUCAUUUCUACUCGAACCGUUAUUGGAGGACGCAAUCCUUUCCUCGGUAUUGCCUACGUUGUUGUCGGCGGUGUUUGUAUUGUUCUCGGCACCGUGUUUACAGUUACUCAUCUCAUCCGCCCCAGAAAACUUGGAGAUCACACUUAUCUCUCGUGGAACAACGCCCCUGGUGCAAAGUCUGGCCCUAGCACUGCCGCCGCUUCGGGUCGCGAUCUCCGUCCUGGCGAAGCUUAG
This is a messenger RNA of Fusarium subglutinans, 1284 nucleotides long. Its product is annotated as cell division CDC50. Gene Ontology annotation, cellular component: endoplasmic reticulum; plasma membrane; Golgi apparatus. The record is from RefSeq and is a predicted model, not a curated record. NCBI's taxonomy places the organism in Eukaryota, Fungi, Ascomycota, Sordariomycetes, Hypocreales, Nectriaceae. The transcript is spliced from 6 exons. The coding region runs from base 1 to 1284 and encodes 427 amino acids.